AUGCAACUGAAUGACGACAAUGGACCCGGACUGUGGGAAGAAGAAGAAGGGGGCCGGGGGUCAUAGCUGAAGGCUGUUACAAAAUGAAAACAAAAACGAGAAAACCUAAUUCCCCGUUCCUUGAGCUUGGUUAGAACCGAGGGCUAUAUAACCCUUAAAUGGCGCCAACAUUUCACACCUCGAUGUUAAGAUCAAUAUGAGUAAUUGUGUUCUAUCAAGGAAACAAAUUAAGGGUGUCGAAUCAGAGAAAAAAAUUAAAUGAAAAUAUUCUUUUAAGUAAGUUAAAUGGUGGACCAAAGGAAUCCAUCAUUAUCUAGUGCAUCACGAUUUACAUCAAAGUACUGUGAAAAAGAUGAAAUCAGACAUGGACAUGGUGAGAGGGAUGAUAGCAGAGGAUAACCCCGUCAAAGCAAUUCAGGAAACCCCUUCCUGAGCGGUGACAGAUGUAUAAACCUACAUUGUACUUAUAAUACCUUGAGUUUUAUCCAAAAAAAAAUUAGAAUACAAUUUUUUAUCUUAGAAAAGAGUUAGACGUGAAAACAACAUGUGAAUAUUUUAUCGGUUAUAUGUCAAAGUGAUUGUCCCGAUAAAGACACCAAACAUUGCAUUAGUAAGAAACUCAAGACUUUUGAAAAGUGCUAGACCACUAAGAGCCAUUAUCUAAUAAAUAUAAAAUAUUUUAUUUCCAAUUAUUGAUGAUCUUCUACUUAUGACUUGAGUUGCUGCUUUGAUUGACGAACCCAGUAUUCAUGCAUCAAAUAUAGAACAAGGAGCAAGAGGGAUGAAAUAUAGUUGAUUUGGUAGGCCAUUGAUCUGAGACAAUUAUUUGGUAUGCUUACAAGAAAAUCCAGUUUCAAAACAAGAGUUGAAGAUGAUAUAAUGUCAUUAUCAGAAGUCAUGUGUGGACAUAAUUCCACUCAAUAGGAUGACGCCAUAAAUGAAGGGAUGAUGUUUAUGGGUAUAAAUAAAAUCUUAGAUUUCUUUGGGUUUAUUCACAUCUAAGAUAGUCUGAGCAAUUAUUGUGAUUAUUUGGUUUAUUUUAGAGAUACUAAAUUUAUUAAGUUCUUGAGAGAUUUAGUAUGCAAAAUUGUGCCCCUAGUAUUGCUCAAACCAUUAAAGGGAGGGUUAGAUGUUUGGUUCAUAUUGUGCUAAAUUGAAGGAAAGGGGAGGUCAUUAUCUUGGCAUGCUUCCUACCUACUGAGUGAUCUCAUGAUGCCAUUAUAUCUAUACGAUGGAGACAGUUCAAUUCCGUUACAUUAUUUUCAUUGUAAUAAUUCAAGUUAUUUACAAUAGUUGAGGCAUUUGAAAAUCAAAUGCUAACAAUUUAUUGCAGUUUUUUCUCCAAGAAUAACAAAUACUCAUCUGUUGGUACGUUUAUUGAAAUUAGGUAGCUCGUGGCAGGUCAGAAGGUUCAACAUUAUUUAGUGCCCACCUUUCCUGAAUAUACGGAACUUUUCAAGUACUUUGACGGGACUAAAAUUCCUGUUUUUUGAACGUCUUUUGUAUGAGGAUGAGGGAGAGAGAGCGAGAGGUUGGGGGGCAGAUGGAAGGGGAGAGCUGCGUAUAUACAACGACAGAACCGCGCUCCUUAUCUUCUCACUGUAAGAGACCCGGACGGUGGAGGGCAAUGAUUAGAGAUAAGACAGGUUGCACCCCGUAAGAGACCAGCACGGUCGGGACACCAUUCCAAAGGGACGACUUUACAAGUAUUAUGAGUAUUAUUAUUGUUAUUUUGACGUCACGAGGUGGGCUUCCCUCUCCUGCGUGCAGAGCCACAGCCAAGUGCGACGGAAGGGAAGGAAGAAGAAGGGGAUGGGGCCCUCAGAACUGGACGGACGUGGCGUAGGUUUGGCCGAACCUCCAGUUGGAGGGCGCCACGUUGUUGGCAGUCCGGACCUGACCGUCGCUAAGCUGGACCCGGAAGGAGAGGCUCUGCCCGUUGAGGUAAGAGAGCGACUGCCAGUUGGUACCCCAGUUCCGGGUCAUCACCUGCCACCCGGUCCUGGACCCCUUGAUCCACAUGGCCGCCACGUCUCCGGCUCCGGCCACGUUCGUCACCAGCACCAAUUCGAAGUAGUCCCUGCCGUUGAUGGUAAACCUCAUCCCACCGCUCCGUUUGCAGCUCACCCUGAAAAGAACCAAGGAAAUAGAUAUGAGUUAGUUGGGGGGGGGGUAGGGGGUUGGGGGGCGGAGGGGGGCGGGAGAGGCAGAGAGAGAGAAGCGUAUUAGUGGGUGCUCGACGACAUAUCACCUUUGGUAGAGGAUGGGCACGAUGCCUGCUCUGUAUAUGGCGAUGGUCUCCCACGCAGGCUGGGACAUGUCGAAAUGUCGGCGCGGGGUGUUGCACCAGCCGCCGUUGUCGUUGGGAAGGGCGUUGUUUGGCGGGCAGAAGUUGGUGGCAGUGACGGUAAUGUACUUGUCCUUGCGACACCACUGCGGCGCCUUUCCGGCGUCGCACACUAUCUGAUAGCAAGAACCGCAGGUCGCCCCGUUGUUGAACAGCACCGUGCUCAGCGCCGCGUUGUUUAUCCCAUAUCCAUCCGAGUAG
This is a messenger RNA of Spirodela intermedia, 2548 nucleotides long. The record is from the annotation of a GenBank genome assembly. Lineage: Eukaryota; Viridiplantae; Streptophyta; Magnoliopsida; Alismatales; Araceae.